This is a messenger RNA of Mytilus trossulus (common blue mussel), 1310 nucleotides long. RefSeq lists its product as uncharacterized. The record is from RefSeq and is a predicted model, not a curated record. The coding region runs from base 99 to 1310 and encodes 403 amino acids. Gene Ontology annotation, biological process: carbohydrate metabolic process. NCBI's taxonomy places the organism in Eukaryota, Metazoa, Mollusca, Bivalvia, Mytilida, Mytilidae. The transcript is spliced from 2 exons.
GGUAUGCUGUAAUCUACAUGGUUAGAUAAAGAUUUAUUUGUAAAUAUUGUAGGGGUAUAUUGAGAGGUCACACCAGUAGUUUUUAUAACUCAUUUAAAAUGAAACAGAUCUGCUUAUUCUAUGUGUUAAGCAUCUUACUAGGACAAAUUAACGGCAAUGGAAAUAGUACGUGUAGUACUGAAAUGUUUGGUGGGGAUUUUAAUGCCUACAUGGCAUGUAAAACACAAUUUGCACUGCAAUCUAAUUGGUUUCCUUCACCAAUAGCAGGAUUAUUCAGUUAUUUGAUAUGGAAUGGUUAUGAUGGGUUUUGGGAGAAUGGAUGUGUUCUGGAACCUAUGGUCAAUUUCAUAGAAUAUGCCAACAAUACCAGAUACAUAAACGUUGUCAAGGCAUCUCAACGUGAACUAUACUCCUUGCUAGAGGCCUAUGGACCUUAUCCUUCAUUUGACGAUAUGGGAUGGUAUGGUUUGAGCUAUUCAAGAAUUUACGAAGUUCUUGGGGAACAAGAGUUUUUACAAACAGCAAUUGACAUUUUUAACUGGGCUUGGAAAACAGGCUGGGAUCAUACGUACAGAUGUGGUGGAGGUUUUUGGUUUGAUAACAAUUUUGAAAAUAAAGAAACAAUAACAAACACCGAAUUUCUCCAGCUAGCUGCUAAACUUUAUCGGUUGACAAAGAAUAAUGAUUUUCUUGUGAAGAUGGAUCAGAUAUACUUUUAUAUUUUAAGAAAUAAGCUUAUAAAUGAGACAACGUACUUAAUAAAUGACGGUGCCACAAGUAAGUGUAAGCCUAACCAGUCAUAUGGACCUACAUAUUUACCCGGCACCAUGAUUGGUAGUCUCGUAGAGAUGUAUAAAAUCUCUGAAAAUAAGUCACACAUUGAUUUAGCUAUAAAACUUGCCAACGCUGCCAUACUAAAUAGUACAAACAUAACUGGCAUCUUCACAGAGUAUUGCGACCCACAUUGUAAUAGAGAUGAAAUCUUAUUCAAAGGAAUAUUUGUACGGAAUUUACGAUAUCUAAUGGACGAACUGGAUGACGACGACCAACGAGAUCACUAUCAGAAUUGGCUAGAUUUUAAUGUGAAGGCAAUAAUACAAUUCAACAUGUGCGAUAAGGAUCCAAUUUCUAACUGCAACAUAACAUUUCAAGAUGGACCGCCAUAUUUUAAUGUGACAGGCCCGGUGUUUUCACCUGACUGGAAUGGUCCGUUUACUUAUGGUGCUCCGGAACCACAAACAGCUGCUUUCGACCUUUUUGUUGCAAGCAUUAAGCCAGGAACCACGUGUGAAGGCGCCUUCUGUUCCUAG